AUGCCGGUAAGACGAGGCCACGUGGCUCCGCAGAACACCUUCUUGGAUACCAUCAUCCGCAAGUUCGAGGAACAGAAUAGGAAGUUUAUCAUCGCCAAUGCACAGGUGGAGAACUGUGCGAUUAUAUUCUGUAAUGACGCCUUCUGUGGGAUGUGUGGUUAUACCCGGGCGGAGGUGAUGCAGAAGUCCUGCACCUGCAGCUUCCUGUAUGGACCUCACACCAGGAGACCAGCGAUGGCCCAGAUGGCUAAAGCUCUGCUGGGAGCAGAGGAGAGGAAGGUGGAGAUUUCACUCUACACUAAAGAAGGAGUGUGUUUAAACUGUGAAAUAGAUGUGGUUCCAUUGAAGAAUGAAGACGGACUGGUCAUCAUGUUCAUCCUCAACUUUGAGCUUCCCACCGACCCCAGACCAGCCAACAGCUCACCGGCCAGAGAGCUCAACAGAGUGCUGCACUUCCCCUGGCUGGCUGUGGAUUGGCGGCAGCGUCUGCACCUUUUCCUCCGCUCCCUCACCUCCACUUCAGGUGCCCUGUCCCACGACACAGAGCUGGGUUCUCCUCAUGCUGACCUCCCUCCCUUUGGUCAUGAGUCUGUGGCCCUGGACAAACUGCUGGCCCUCCCUCAGAGGCAGCAGCUGGAGGAGGCUGAGCUAAUGCUGAGGGAUAAAGAAGACGCGGAGGAUGAUGAGGAGGAACAAAUAGGAGGAGCAGGGAGAGGAGGAGAGAGGGAUGGCGUGGAGGCACCCAGGCGGAGUAGUGAGGGAGACAGAAAGAGAAGAGAGGGAGGUGAUGAUGAUGUUCUUCUGGUGGACACAAGAACAGGAGGAGGAGGAGGAGGAGGGAGGAGAGGGGGGGUGCUUCACACUGGUCUGCCCCCAUCUCCUCUUACCUCUACUCAUGCUGUGCCAAGGUAAUCUUUUUCCUUUUUUAGGAAAGCGCAGAGAAGGAGAGGCCAGGGUGAAGAUGGCAUCCACCCUCCGUCCAGUAGCUUUGAGGGCAGCUGCGGGAAUUUAAAACAUUCCUCCUCAGUGGACGAUAUCAAGAGUGGGCAGAGUUACUGGGAGAAGAGGCUGCAGCUGAGGAACAGCUGUACAGCUCGUAUGGUAACCGGCAGAAAGACCAGUGGGCCAGUUGGGACAUCAGACACUGAUUUGCGUUGCCGAACCAGCAGCCAGCAGAUGACCCAAAGCCCUCUGGCCCACUUACCUCCUGGUGAAAUCAGACCUCCUUGCAAACUGAUCGACAGAACGCACCAUGUCACUGAGAAGGUCACUCAGGUCCUGUCUCUGGGGGCCGAUGUGUUGCCAGAGUAUAAACUGCAGACUCCCAGGAUCCACAAGUGGACCAUCCUUCACUACAGUCCAUUCAAAGCUGUGUGGGACUGGGUGGUUCUGCUCUUAGUGAUUUACACAGCAAUUUUCACCCCUUACUCUGCUACAUUUCUACUGAGUGACCAGGAAGAAGCAGCCAUGCAGACCUGCGGUUACUCAUGUUCCCCCCUCAACGCGGUGGAUCUUGUUGUGGACAUCAUGUUCAUCGUGGACAUCAUUAUCAACUUCAGGACCACAUAUGUUAACUCCAAUGACGAGGUGGUGAGCCAGUCCUCUCGGAUUGCUGUCUACUACUUCAAGGGCUGGUUCCUUAUCGACAUGGUGGCAGCCAUUCCCUUCGAUCUCCUCAUCUACCGCUCAGGAGAGGAGGCGGUCAGGGGAGGUGGAGAAGGCGAGACCACCACCCUGAUUGGUUUACUGAAGACAGCUCGGUUACUUCGAUUGGUUCGUGUAGCCAGGAAGUUGGAUCGGUACUCUGAGUAUGGUGCAGCAGUCCUCUUCCUCCUCAUGUGCACCUUUGCCCUCAUCGCACACUGGCUGGCCUGCAUCUGGUACGCCAUAGGAAAUGUGGAGCGGUCAACCUCAGUUGGGAUUGGCUGGUUGGACAAUCUGGGCGAGCAGCUGGGGAAACCGUACAAUGACUCCAUCCUGGCGUCGGGUCCGUCCAUUAGAGACAAAUAUGUCACGGCUCUGUACUUCACCUUCAGUAGUCUGACCAGUGUGGGCUUCGGGAACGUCUCCCCAAACACCAACUCUGAGAAGAUCUUCUCCAUUUGUGUCAUGCUCAUUGGCGCUCUGAUGUACGCCAGUAUUUUUGGUAACGUGUCAGCCAUUAUCCAGCGGCUUUACUCUGGUACGGCGCGCUACCAUGCCCAGAUGAUGAGGGUUCGAGAGUUCAUCCGCUUCCACCAGAUCCCUAACCCUCUAAGGCAGCGGCUGGAGGAGUACUUCCAACAUGCCUGGUCUUACACUAAUGGAAUUGAUAUGAAUGCUGUAUUAAAAGGGUUUCCAGAGUGUCUCCAGGCAGAUAUUUGUCUCCACCUCAACAGAUCACUGCUGCAGAACUGCAACGCUUUCAAAGGAUCCACAAAGGGCUGUCUGAGGGCCCUGGCCAUGAGGUUUAAGACCACCCACGCUCCUCCUGGUGACACCCUGGUCCAUGCUGGCGACCUGAUCUCAGAUCUGUACUUUAUUUCCAGAGGGUCGAUAGAGAUCGUCAAAGGAGACGUGGUGGUGGCUAUACUGGGUAAGAAUGAUAUAUUUGGGGAGCCCAUCAAUUUGGAUGCUUUGCCAGGAAAAUCCAGUGCUGAUGUCAGAGCUCUGACCUACUGUGACCUGCACAAGAUAAACAGAGAGGAUAUGUUGGAGGUCAUGGACAUGUAUCCUGAGUUUUGUGAAUAUUUCUGGUCCAACUUGGAGAUCACCUUCAAUCUCAGAGAUGUGUUUAAUGAAGCUGUGGGUCUUCUGAGUGGACACAACUCAGCCUGUGAGGGCUUCAGUCGGCCCCAGAGGAAACACUCAGGUGUCACCAUCUCAGCAAAGAGACAGAAAUCUGCCUUCGGAUGUGGAAGACAACUCAGUUACUUGGAGCAGUGUGACGGCCAUGAUCAUAAACAUACACUUGAGGAUGAAGUGGAGGAGUUAGAUGGGACCAGUCCUCAGACGUGCGUCACCACCAGGUGCAGAGAGACUGACGCGUUUCCAGGAGUGUCCAGCAUCUUCACGUUCUUGAGCUCGGAGAGUCGAGAGGAACACACGUACCAGGAAGUGCCCUGCUCCCACAGCCUCACCUCACCGCCUUCUCGGCCUCCCCCUCACAAGCUUCUUUACCUGCCCUCCUCCCCCUCCCACUGUCCCUCCAGCCCUUCUCCUCCUCCUCCUACCGCCAUCAUCUCUGGGAGGCAGAGAGUGGAGCUGGAGAAAAGGUUAGAUGGUCUGCAGCGACAGAUAACCAGGUUGGAGUCUUGUAUGUCAGCAGACAUCAGGACCAUUAUGCAGCUGCUUCAAAGGCAGACACCAGUAAUCCCACCUUCCUACAGCACCCUGACGUCAUCUCCGAACGCAACGUCCUCCCCCAUCCUGUCUCCCACUGUCCCCUCCCCAUCUGGUGCCCCAAUCCCUGUCUUCCCCACUGACGAGUCACCAUCCGGGCCAAAUGAAAACCAAGAUAAAGUCCUAUAGGAACUUCCGGAAUCUGAUUCCAUCAAUUGGGGUUCCACUGUGCUCCAUCUCACCUCGUCACCCCCUCACACCCAUGCCUCACCCUUUAACACGUCUUCAUAUUAA
Messenger RNA from Pleuronectes platessa (European plaice), 3615 nucleotides. RefSeq names its product potassium voltage-gated channel subfamily H member 6-like. Gene Ontology annotation, biological process: regulation of heart rate by cardiac conduction; potassium ion transmembrane transport; regulation of ventricular cardiac muscle cell membrane repolarization. Gene Ontology annotation, cellular component: membrane. The record is from RefSeq and is a predicted model, not a curated record. NCBI's taxonomy places the organism in Eukaryota, Metazoa, Chordata, Actinopteri, Pleuronectiformes, Pleuronectidae. Gene Ontology annotation, molecular function: inward rectifier potassium channel activity. The transcript has 21 exons.